Molecule: messenger RNA, 3508 nt
Organism: Chelmon rostratus (copperband butterflyfish)
Lineage: Eukaryota; Metazoa; Chordata; Actinopteri; Chaetodontiformes; Chaetodontidae
Product: protein NLRC3-like
Exons: 5
Coding region: 1172-3508 (778 amino acids)
Source: RefSeq, a predicted model, not a curated record
GUGAAUCGUAUCGCAUUGUAUCGACGGGAGCUUCAGUGUAUCGUAACUGUAUCGUAUCGGUGUCAGCGCAUCGAGAUGCAUACCGAAUCGGCCUCAGUGGUGGAGAUAUACAACCCUAGUGUACAUGUUCAUCAAGAAGGAGAUCAGGUCUGGUGUUAAUUAGUCCACAUUUUAAGAAAUUAAUUAUUUUAAAUAUAUUCAUAAAUUAUGAAGUUUUUUCACUCUAGACAUGGUGACGGCCCUCAAAUCAUUAGUGUCGUAUUAGAAAAAAUAAACAUGAGAAUCUAAAUUUAUUUAUCACCUCCACACAUUUUUGGAUUUGAAAGAUGAAUAUCAGCUUUCUGAUUGGCCACGUAAUUACUCCUAAUUAUCCAUUUUCAUGAUCAUCCAUGAAAUUCCUGAUGAUGUUCCUGUAGUUUUCUGUCUUUGUCAGUUAAAUAUUCAGCAGCUUCAUCUUUCAUGAGUCUCUGACUGAACUUCUUCAGGCUGACAAUCAAAUGUGGGCCAGCUUCUCUUUCCUGUCCUGAGUGCAUGAGCUGAGUCUGUGAGAUGAGUUUUCAGUCCAGCCUGGUAACAAGGCUCAGUGUCAGCAGCAUUACACAUAGACAGACAUCAGUAUAACAUGACACAACAAAUCAUAAUUCACUGUGUUCAUCAGCUGGGAGAGAAAACUGCUUGUUCAGGAACAUGUUGCAUUCAGGGCACAGCUAUAUUCUGGUAUAUUUUAGUGUCCCAGUAGUUCCAGUUUGAGCCUUUAAUGCCGAACCAUCAAUAAAAUUCACCGAGCAAAGAGUUGAGUUUUCAGAAACAUGAGUUGUUGCAGUGGCGCCAACUUUAAAUCACUUUAGCUGGAAUGGAAACUGAUGAUUAUUACAGCAAAACCCAUUUUAAUUCAGUCUGUUCAUGAACACAUCAGGUUAAACAGCUGAUCUGUGAGCAGCACACACACACACACACACACACACACACACACACACACAGGUAGGCUGGGAGGUGACUUCCUGUAAAUGACGAGGGGAGGAGCAACACUGAUCCAGGUGAUCGAGGCUCAUGAGAACAGGGAGGGAAUCCUGAAAGAGAAACUAAAGUCAAAGAGUUCAGACUCCAUGUUGAGUGAACAGAGCAGACGGAGGAGAAGUGAAGCUGAAGCAGACUGACCUCAGAUCAGAAGAUGAUGGAGGAAGAGGAGGACAGAGCUGAGUCUUCAGCAUCCAGCUGUCUGUCUAUGAAGAGUGACCGGUCCAAAGGUCGUCCUCCAGACUUCAGCCAUGAACCUGGACCCUCAGACACAAAAGUUCAGUACAGCAGACAGAGAGCAGAGUCUCCAGCAUCCAGCUGUCUGUCUAUGAAGAGUGACCGGUCCAAUGAUGAACCUCUGAACUUCAGCCAAGAACCUGGACCCCCAGACACAAAAGAGAGGAAGAGGAGUCAUGUUUCUGUGGAGGAGCAGCCGUCCUGCUGUGUUUUGUGUCAGGACGUCCUGAGGGAUCCAGUCUCUACCAGCUGUGGACACUGGUUCUGCAGACAGUGCAUCACCUCAUACUGGGACCAGUCUGCUUCAUCAGGAGACUCCUCCUGUCCCCGGUGUGGAGACAGAUCCAGAACGAGAGCUGGACUGCAGACAGCCAGUCAGACCUGUACUGUGCAAAUGACUGGUGAUCUUCAGGAAGUUUUAGAUGAAUAUAAGAUCAGUCUGAGGAGGAGAUGUGAAUGUGUAACUGAAGGAAGUGAUGAACCAGGAAGUGGAACCCUCCUCAACAGGAUCUACACUGAGCUCUACAUCACAGAGGGACAGAGUGAAGAGGUUAAUACCCAACAUGAGGUGAGGCAGCUUGAGACAACUUCCAAGAUGGAGACCCUCCAUGAGACUCCAAUCAAGUGCCAGGACAUCUUUAAAGCCUUACCUGACCAGCGGAGACACAUCAGAGUCGUUCUGACGAACGGCGUCGCUGGCGUUGGAAAAACCUUCUCAGUGCAGAAGUUCAGUCUGGACUGGGCAGAGGGCUUGGAAAACCAAGACGUCAGCCUGGUGGUUCUGCUUUCGUUCAGGGAGCUGAACUUGAUCAAAGAUGAGCAGUACAGUCUUCUGACGCUGCUCCAUGUUUUCCAUCCAACAUUAAAGAAGGUGACAGCAGAGAAGCUCGCUGUCUGUAAGCUUUUGUUCAUCUUUGACGGCCUGGAUGAAAGCAGACUUUCACUGGAUUUCCACAACAAUGAGGUUUUGUCUGAUGUCUCGCAGAAGUCAUCAGUCAACGUGCUGUUGACAAACCUCAUCAAGGGGAAUCUGCUUCCCUCGGCUCUCGUCUGGAUAACUUCCAGACCCGCGGCGGCCAAUCAGAUCCCUCCUACAUGUGUUGACAGGGUAACAGAAGUACGAGGCUUCACUGAUGCCCAGAAGGAGGAGUACUUCAAGAGGAGAUUCAGUGAUGAAGAUCUGUCCAGCAGAAUCAUCUCACACAUCAAGACGUCCAGGAGCCUCCACAUCAUGUGUCAAAUCCCAGUCUUCUGCUGGAUCACUGCUACAGUUCUGGUUCACAUGUUGACUUUAGACCAGAGAGAAGAGCUGCCCAAGACCCUGACUGACAUGUACUCCCACUUCCUGCUGGUUCAGACAAAGAGGAAGAAGCAGAAGUAUGAUGAGGGACAUGAGACGAAUCCACAGGAGCUGAUGGAGGCUGACAGGGAAGUUCUUCUGAAGCUGGGGAGGCUGGCGUUCGAACAUCUGGAGAAAGGAAACAUCAUGUUCUACCAAGAAGACCUGGAGCAGUGUGGUCUUGAUGUCACUGAGGCCUCUGUGUACUCUGGAGUUUGUACAGAGAUCUUCAAAAGAGAGUGUGUGAUCUUCCAGAAAACAGUUUACUGCUUUGUUCAUCUGAGCAUUCAGGAGUUUCUGGCUGCAGUCUACAUGUUCCACUGUUACACCAGCAGGAACACAGCGGUACUGGAGGGUUUCCUUAAAGACUGGAAACCCAUCGACUCAAAGCCAAGUUGUUUUUUGAAGAACAUUAAAUAUUUUCGAAACAUUGUUAGCCACCACCCAUCCCUGGAUGUCUUUCUGAGGAGCAACAUGGAGAAAUCUCUUGAAAGUAAAAAUGGCCACCUGGACCUGUUUGUUCGCUUCCUUCAUGGCCUCUCUCUGAAGUCCAACCAGAGACUCUUAGGAGGCCUGCUGGGUCAAAGAAAAAACAAGUCAGAAAUCAUCCAGAGAGCCAUCAACAACCUGAAGGAGAUGAACAGUGAUGAUAUCUCUCCUGACAGAAGCAUCAACAUCUUCCACUGUCUGAUGGAGAUGAACGACCGCUCAGUACAUCAGGAGAUCCAAGAGUUCCUGAAGUCAGACAACAGAUCAAAGAAGAAACUCUCUGUGUUCCAGUGCUCAGCUCUGGCCUACAUGCUGCAGCUGUCAGAGGAGGUUCUGGAUGAGUUGGACCUGAAGAAGUACAACACAUCAGAGGAGGGACGAUGGAGACUGAUUCCAGCUGUGAGGAAAUGUAGAAAGGCUGUGUAA